AUGAAGGCCAUCACCGAGCUGCUCAACUACAUCCGCGUCAUCAAGCUGCAGGCGUGGGAGGAGACGUUCGGGGACAAGAUCCGCGACCUCCGGGAGGAAGAGCUCGGCUGGCUAGCCAAGUCCAUGUACUUCAUGUGUGCCAACACCGUCGUGCUCUGGAGCGGCCCGCUCGCCAUGACCGUGCUUGUGUUCGGCGCGUGCGUGCUGACUGGCGUCCAGCUCGAUGCCGGGAAGGUGUUCACGGCGACCGCGUUCUUCCGAAUGCUCGACGCACCUAUGCAGAGCUUCCCCGAGGCGAUUGCUGCUGUGACGCAGGCAACCGUGUCUGUUGGCAGGCUUGACAGAUACCUGCUUGAUGCGGAGCUUGAUGACUCGGCAGUGGAGCACGUGGAAGACACCGGCAUUGACACUGGCGCGGUGGUCGUGGAGGUGCGUGAUGGUGUUUUCGCGUGGGACGUGAGGGGAAAGAAGCAGCAGAGUGCGGAAGGUGAGGAUGGUGAAAGCGAGGAGGAGAAAGAUGUGGAGGGGACACCUGUACUGGAGACGGUGCUGAAGGGGAUCAAUGUUGAGGUAAGGAAGGGUGAGCUUGCGGCGGUGGUUGGGAUGGUCGGAUCUGGCAAGACAUCACUGCUUUCUUGCAUUAUGGGGGAGAUGGAGAAGAUCUCUGGCACGGUCAGAGUAUGUGGGAGCACUGCAUAUGUUUCACAGACUGCUUGGAUCCAAAAUGGGACCAUUCAAGAGAAUAUCUUAUUUGGACAGCCGAUGCAUGCUGAAUGA
Molecule: messenger RNA, 777 nt
Organism: Miscanthus lutarioriparius
Lineage: Eukaryota; Viridiplantae; Streptophyta; Magnoliopsida; Poales; Poaceae
Source: the annotation of a GenBank genome assembly